CUCUCCCACCGCUGCCGUCUCUUGUUUCGCCUCCUUCCGUUUAUCUCCCUCUAGAAGCUCAAUUAUUGGAGUGAGAAGGGACAUCGCCAGUUAUCGAGGGAUCGGAUCAGAUUAGGUUAAAAUAGUCGUGCGGCACGAUAGCAUAACACUCAAUGGAUCCUCGUGGUUUGGCACCAUACUCCUGCCCUGAGGCCAGUACCGUAAAUAGUAAGUAUACAUCAUCGCUCAUUGCUUAUCCUCUAGUGUAAAUUUUAUCAUUGGUGUAUGCGCAUGUUUUUCCUUUCUUUUCUUUUGUGUUUUGGUAUGUGUGUUUUGUUUGUCCUAGAUCGAUGUAAUAAGCUAGGUUCCUCUUGCAACAUCAAUGUGAGGAAAUCAUCUCAAAUUUUGACGGUUGGUUCUCAAAAAAGUGGCCGGUUUUCUGUCAGUACCGAUGAAUUUUGAUAAAAGAGCACAAGGUGAAAGUCAUAUUCCAGGAAGAUCACAAGAACAGAAAGGAAAGAAGAGAAAAAAUGAUUUUGGGAAGCAUGGCAAGGGUUUUAAGAAAAGGAAAGAAGCGGUGAAGCAAGUCUUGAACAGUCUUGAUAAACAAAUUCCACAGUUGAGCAACAAAAUAGGAAACCAAGAAAAACUCGUGGAUAAAAUAUUAUUGCAUCAAAUGACGCUUGGAUCUGAAGUAUUUGAGCUGCUUAAGGAGGAAUCUGCAAUCUUAUGUCCAGAUUCCAAUAAUUGGGAAACUAAAAAACUUUCUGACAUCAUCUUGCCAUUGAAACAUCGCAGCAAGAUGCUUGACAAACGAAUUCAACUUUUGUGUGAGAUGAUGGUGCUGAAAUGAUAAUCUUCAUGUUAUCUUUGGACAUUUAUAUAUGCUUCUAUAGACACUUGUGCAGUUCGAUUCUAAAACUGCAGAGCUUAUGUACUUCAUAUUUAUGGUUUAAUGAAGAGAUGUUCUGUGA
Messenger RNA from Populus nigra (black poplar), 953 nucleotides. RefSeq lists its product as uncharacterized. The coding region runs from base 431 to 832 and encodes 133 amino acids. The transcript has 5 exons. The record is from RefSeq and is a predicted model, not a curated record. NCBI's taxonomy places the organism in Eukaryota, Viridiplantae, Streptophyta, Magnoliopsida, Malpighiales, Salicaceae.